This is a messenger RNA of Hypomesus transpacificus, 13342 nucleotides long. RefSeq names its product collagen, type XII, alpha 1b (gene col12a1b). The record is from RefSeq and is a predicted model, not a curated record. NCBI's taxonomy places the organism in Eukaryota, Metazoa, Chordata, Actinopteri, Osmeriformes, Osmeridae. Gene Ontology annotation, molecular function: protein binding.
GCUUCUUAUCUGGGACCUCCACAAGUGAGCUCUGAGUUUUCCUCUGGACGAUCUUCUCCUCAGUGAAACGUACUAUCUCAAAUUUUUAAGCAGAAGUUACAUCCUCGGAAAGGCUUUCUUAUUUUCACUUUAAUAUCACAUCCGCAGCUUCAUUCAUGUUCUGCUGAGCCAGAAAGAAGGAGAGAAAAAUGAAGAUAAGGCUGUCUCUGGCAGCGACUGCCCUCCUCGUAGUGCUACUAGUAUCAUCCGUCGAGGCCCAAGUUGAUGCACCUUCAGACUUGAGGUUUAAGAUUUUAAAUGAGAUCACAGUGCAAAUGACAUGGAGGCUGCCCAUAAGUAGGAUAGAGGGCUUCCGACUACAAGUUGUUUCAGACACAGAUGAACCAUCUCGAGAAAUAAACCUCCCUGCCUCUGCUACCAAGACGUCAAUCACAAAUUUGACUCCAGAUGUGGACUACGCAGUGACAAUCUCCUCAUAUUACGGAUCAGAUGAAAGUCUGCCCUUAUCUGGCCAGAUCACAAUCCAAUCAAGUGGUACAAAUGGAGGUCCCAGGAAACCGCUGGUCACAGAUGCAGUCAAGUGCUCCUUCAGUGCCAUCACUGACCUGGUGUUUCUGGUGGAUGGCUCAUGGAGUGCUGGAAGGGAAAACUUCAAGUCCAUCCGUAGCUUCAUAUCAGCCAUGGCGGGCGCCUUUGAGAUUGGCGAGGACAAGACCAGGGUGGCCGUGGUACAGUACAGCACUGACUCCAAAACCGAGUUCAACCUGAACCAAUACCACAAACGUGGAGAUCUCCUCCGGGCCAUCAACACCUUAACUUACAACGGUGGAAACACCAUGACAGGUGAAGCCAUGGACUACCUCUUGAAGAACACAUUCACAGAGGCUUCCGGGGCCAGGAAAAGCUUCCCCAAAGUGGCCAUGGUCAUCACCGACGGGAGGUCUCAGGGCGCCGUGGAGAACUUUGCCAAAAAGCUGAGGAACAUGGGAGUGGAGAUCUUUGUCUUAGGGAUCAAGGGAGCAGAUGAGGAGGAGCUUAAACGGAUUGCUUCAACCCCUUACCAAACCCAUGUCUACAAUGUGGCCGACUUUAACCUGGUCAAGAAUGUCCAGAAAGAGCUCAUCACUCAUGUGUGUUCAAGCGUUGACGAUCAACUCAACUCACUUGUCAGUGGCGAAGAAGUUGUCGAGCCAGCCUCCAACCUCUAUGUUGUUGAGGUGGCUUCCAAGUCAAUGAAGGUCUCGUGGGACGCUUCCUUUGGAGAUGUUUCCGGAUACAAGCUGCAACUGAUCCCCAUGAUGCCUGAUAGAAAACGCCAGGAGCUGUAUGUAGGCUUCAAACAGACUUCAGUGGUGAUCAGAGACCUGUCCCCAGAUACUGAAUACCAGAUCAACCUGUACGCCCUCAAGGGUCUGACUCCCAGCGAGCCAAUCAUGGCCAUGCAGAAGACUGAGUCAAUCAAGAUCUCAUUGGAAUGUUCACUCGGAGUGGACGUACAGGCGGACCUUGUGCUCCUGGUUGACGGUUCGUACAGUAUAGGACUAUCCAACUUUGCUAAGGUCAGGGCUUUCCUAGAAGUGCUGGUCAACACCUUUGACAUUGGUCCAGACAAGAUUCAGAUCAGCUUGGUUCAGUAUAGCAGGGACCCCCACACCGAGUUCUUCCUCAACACCCACCACGACCUGAGCGCUGUGGUCAAGGCUGUGAGGACGUUCCCUUACCGCGGCGGCUCCACCAACACGGGCAGGGCCAUGACCUACGUCAGGGAGAAGGUGUUUUUGAAAGCCAAAGGGGCGCGCGAUAACGUGCCGCACAUGACCAUCCUCAUCACCGACGGGAAGUCUUCGGACGCCUUCAAGGACCCGGCCACGAAGCUGAGGAAUACGGACGUGGAGAUCUUUGCGGUGGGCGUGAAGGAUGCCGUGCGAUCAGAGCUGGAGGCCAUCGCCAACACCCCAGUGGAGACCCACGUGUACACUGUGGACGACUUUGAUGCUUUCCAGAGGAUCUCUAACGAGCUCACCCAGUCCAUCUGCCUGAGGAUCGAACAGGAACUUUACAACAUCAAGCAGAGGAAUCUUGCCGUGCCAAAGUCCCUGACCUUCUCCGAGGUGUCUUCGAGGAGCUUCAGAGCCUCCUGGGACAUCGACGUCACCAACGUGGAGUCCUACCUGCUCAAGUUCAGACCGGCCGCAGAAGCAAGUGGAGACUUUGUGUCCAUGUCCGUGCCUGGGGACACCCUCACUGCUGUGCUCCCCCACCUCACCCCCGUCACCAAGUACGAGGUCAACGUCUUCGCACAGUAUGACAAAGGGGACAGCCUUCCUCUGACGGGAUUUGAGACCACUCUCGAGGAACGAGGGUCGGCAGGGAACCUGAGGGUGUCUGAGGAGGCCACAGACAGCUUCCGCGUGUCGUGGACUGCCGCUCCUGGGGCAGUGGUACGCUACCUGCUGACCUACGAGCCGGUGAGGGGUGACAGCGUCAGGCUGGAGACAGCAACCGUUGGGGGCGAGACCACCAUUGUUCUGCAGCAGCUGUUUCCUCAAACCACCUACCGGGUGACGGUGACUCCAGAGUACCAGUCUGGCCCCGGGGUAGAGAAGCAGAUUGACGGCACCACCAAAGAAGCUCUGGGGUCUCCUCGCGACCUGCGCGUCUUCGAUGAGACCGUGUCGACCAUGAAGCUGUCCUGGGAGGCGGCGCCGGGCCGCGUGCUCCAGUACCGCGUGGCGUUCCGCCCGGUCGCAGGCGGGGAGAUGAAGGUGGUGACGGUGAAGGGGGAGAACACCGCCACCCUCCUGAAGAACCUGCAGCCCGGCACUGAGUACGAGUUGGCUGUCAGCGCCCGCUACGCGUCCGGCCAAGGAAACCCUCUGGAGGGGCGGGGAACCACCCUGGAAGAGUUGGGCUCCCCGAAAGACCUCGUCACGAGUGACGUGACCGACACAAGCUUCGCCGUCUCCUGGACUGCCGCACCGGGGAACAUGAAGAUGUACAGGCUCCGCUGGAAGUCCCUGUUCUCUGAGGAGUCCGGGGAGAAGACCGUCCCCGGGACCACGACCAGCACCGUCCUGGAGGGCCUGACUCCAGAGACCCUCUACCAGGUGUCGGUGUUUGCCUCCUACGGGCGUGGCGACGGCGAGCCGCUCACCGGCACGGAGACCACGGACGCCUCGGCCGCUGCCAAGACGCUGAGCGUCUCCGACGAGACCGAGCGCUCCAUGAAGGUGACGUGGCAGCCCGCGCCGGGCAAGGUGGUCAACUACCGGGUGACCUACACCCCCUCCGCCGGCUUGAAACAAAUGGUCUUAAAGGUCGCCGGCACGGCCACCUCCGCUGUGCUGAAACGGCUGCAGCCCAUGACCUCUUACGACAUCACCGUGCACCCCAUCUACAAGCGCGGAGAAGGAAAAGCAAGGCAAGGAGUAGGAACUACACUGUCACCUUACAAAGCUCCCAGGAACCUGCAGACGUCCGAGCCCUCUAAGACCAGUUUCCGGGUGUCUUGGGACCCCGCCCCUGGGGAAGUGCGGGCCUAUAAGGUCACCUUCUAUCCCAGCGGGAAUGACAUUGACCUGGGAGAGUUGGUUGUCGGCCCCUAUGACAACACAGUGGUCCUGGAGGAGCUCAGGGCUGGUACCAAAUACUCAGUGGCAGUGUUUGGGAUGUUUGACGGAGGCCAGAGCAUGCCAUUGGCCGGAGAGGAGAAGACCACUCUCUCUGAUGAACCUGAAGCCCCUCCCCCCGACCCCACUGGCCCCGAAUGCAAGUCCUCGGCCAAGGCUGACAUCAUCCUCCUGGUGGAUGGCUCGUGGAGUAUCGGCCGUCUGAACUUCAAGACCAUCCGCUCCUUCAUCGCUCGCAUGGUCGGAGUGUUUGACGUCAGGCCAGAGAGAGUCCAGAUUGGUCUGGCCCAGUACAGUGGGGACCCCAAAACAGAAUGGCACUUGAACGCCCACCCUACCAGGGAAUCCCUGCUGAACGCUGUGGCCAACCUCCCCUACAAAGGGGGAAACACCAUGACAGGUAUGGCCCUGAACUACAUCCUCGAGAACAACUUCCGACCCAACGUGGGACUCCGCGAGGACGCUCGCAAGAUUGGCGUCCUCAUCACUGACGGCAAGUCCCAGGAUGAGAUCGUCACCAACUCCCAGAGGCUGCGGGACCAGAACAUCGAGCUGUACGCCAUCGGGGUGAAGAAUGCCGACGAGAACGAGCUGAGGUCCAUCGCCACCGACCCGGACGAGAUCCACAUGUACAACGUGAACGACUUCUCCUUCCUGCUGGACAUCGUCGACGAGCUCACCGUCAACCUGUGCAACAGCGUGAAGGGCCCAGGAGGAGGCCCGGAGCCGGGUACUAACUUGGUGACCUCUGAGGUGACCCACCACUCGUUCCGUGCCACCUGGACGCCACCUGACGGCACGGUGGAUCAGUAUCGCAUCGAAUACAUGUAUCCUGGAGGUCCGACAGAACAGGUUAUCGUCGAUGGGACCGUGAACACCGUGGUCCUGGUCAAGCUGUCCGCUCUGACCGAGUACCUGGUCAAUGUGUAUUCCGUGGUCGGCGAGAUGAGCAGCGAGCCACUGAAGGGAACCGAAACCACCUUGCCCCUGGCUGCGGUGAAGAGCCUGACUGUGUAUGAUGCCACCAUGACCACGUUCAGGGUGAGGUGGCAGCAAGUGGAGGGAGCCACAGGGUACAUGCUGUUGUACAGCGCCAUCAACGCUACUGUGCCCACCACGGAGAAAGAGAUUCGGGCUGGGGCAGAUGCAAGUGAUGUCCAGCUGCAACAGCUCGUUCCCAACACGGCGUACAGCCUCUCCCUGUUCGCCCUGCACGGCGAGGCGGCCAGCGACCCCCUCAUGGACCAAGGAGUCACUCUGCCGCCACCGCCGGCGGGUAAACUGAGGGUCACCGAUGUCACCCACAGCACCUUGAAGCUCACCUGGGACGCCUCCCCCGGAAACGUCCGCAAGUACAUCAUCACCUACAAGCCUGACGAGGGGGAGCUCAAAGAGGUUGAUGUCAAUGGUGACAUCACAACACUAGACCUUGCCAGCCUAAUCUCUCAAACUGAGUAUGACCUGUCUGUCACACCAGUCUAUGACGAAGGACCAGGGAACACCAUGCGUGGACAAGCAAUCACAGAUGUGGUUCCGGCACCCAAAAACCUCAAGUUCUCGGAGGUGACGCAGACCUCGUUCCGGGCCACCUGGGAACACGGGGCCCCCGAUGUGGCUCUGUAUCGCAUUGGCUGGACAAAGAAAGGAGAGACCAACUUCCAAUAUGCCAUCCUGAACAGCGAUGAAAUAAGCCACGUCCUGGAGAACCUGGACCCAGACACGCUGUACGACGUCACCGUCACCGCCAUCUACCCUGACGAAUCGGAGAGUGAAGACUUGAUGGGCAGCCAGCGCACGUUGUCAAAGAUGAUUACACCGGCCCCCACUGGGCCGCCCCAGAACUUGCAGGUGUUCAACGCCACCACCACUACCCUGUCCGUGAAGUGGGACCACGCCCCGGGCCCUGUCCAAAACUACAAGCUCACCUACCAGCCUGUGGCCGGAGGCAAGACUCUCUCGACCCAGGUUGGAGGGAAGAAGAACAGUGUUCUUCUCCAGAAGCUCAUCCCAGACACUCCCUACUCGGUUACCGUGGCAGCCGUCUACCCCAGUGGAGAGAGCAAAGACAUCUCGGGCAGAGGAAAGACCAAGCCCCUGGGUGGAGUGAAGAACCUGCAGGUGCUCAACCCCACCAUGACCACCCUGAACGUGCGCUGGGAGCCCGCCGAGGGCAAAGUCAAAGAGUACAAAGUCAUCUACGUCCCUGCUGCUGGAGGAGCUGAGGCCAUGGUAGGACUGGAGCAAGUGUCUGGGAGCACCACCAACACAGUCCUGAAAGCUCUGCAGCCAGACACCCUCUACACUGUGUCCCUGGUGCCGGUGUACGCUGAAGGAGAUGGCAAGCAGAUGUCAGAGACCGGAAAGACCAAGCCCUUUGGUGGAGUGAAGAACCUGCAGGUGCUCAACCCCACCAUGACCACCCUGAACGUGCGCUGGGAGCCCGCCGAGGGCAAAGUCAAAGAGUACAAAGUCAUCUACGUCCCUGCUGCUGGAGGAGCUGAGGCCAUGGUAGGACUGGUUUCAGUGCCUGGGAGCACCACCAACACAGUCCUGAAAGCUCUGCAGCCAGACACCCUCUACACUGUGUCCCUGGUGCCGGUGUACGCAGAAGGAGAUGGCAAGCAGAUGUCAGAGAACGGAAAGACCAGACCGUUGGGUGGAGUGAAGAAUCUAAAGGUGACCGACCCCACCAUGACCUCCCUGAACGUGGCCUGGGACCCAGCUGAUGGUGCUGUGCGUCAGUACAAGAUCUUCUUUGUCCCGGCUGACGGCGGCACUGAGGAAAUGGAGCAAGUUCCUGGAGGCACCACCACCAUUGUCCUCAGGAACCUGAAGCCAAACACCCUCUACACUGUGAACGUGCUCCCUGUGUACCCGGCCAGGGAGGGCAAACGCCAGGCAGAGAAUGGGAAGACAUUGCCUUUGGGGGGAGUCGGCAAACUGGAGGUGACCAACCCCACCAUCACAUCGCUGACCGUGAACUGGGAUGCGGCUGACGGGAACGUCCAGGGCUACAAAGUGGUCUAUGUUCCUGCCGCGGGCGGCCUGGAGAUUGUGGAGCAAGUGUCAGAGAGCACCACCUCAACAGUCCUACAGAAGCUCCUACCAAACACGGUGUACAGUGUGUCUGUCAUCCCAGUGUAUGCGGAGGGGGAUGGACCCAUCUCCACUGACAACGGAAAGACAAAGCCCCUGGGCUUUGCCAAGAACCUGCAGGUUGUGGAGCCCACCACCAGCACUCUGAACGUGCGCUGGGACCCGGCGGAGGGCACCGUGCGCGAGUACAUCGUCAUCUGGGUCCCAGCUGCAGGAGGAGAACAGGAUGUGGACCAGGUGAGCGGAACCACCACCACCAUGGUUCUAAAGAACCUCGAGCCCAACACGGAGUACACGGUGACUGUGGUUCCAGUGUACCACGAGAUGGAGGGCAAGUCCCAGUCCAAGAACGGAAAGACACUGCCCAUGGGUGGGGUGAAGAACCUGCAGGUCAUCGACCCCACCAUCAGCACCCUGACCGUGCGCUGGGAACCUGCCGUGGGCAACGUGCGCGAGUACAAGGUCUUCUACGCCGCCCAACCAGGAGGGGAGGAGCUGACGGAAGUCGUGUCAGCAGGCACGACCAGUACCGUGCUGCGUAACCUGGACCCCAACACCGUCUACAACGUGUCGGUGGUGCCCAUCUACCCCGACGUAGUGGGCAUACGGGCAUCCGAGAACGGGAAGACGAAGCCACUGGGUGGAGUGAAGAACCUGCAGGUGACCGACCCCACCACCAAUUCCCUGAGAGUGCGCUGGGAGCCGGCCGAAGGGGACGUCAGGCAGUACAACGUCCUCUACGUCCCUGCUGCAGGCGGAGCAGAGUUGACGACCCAAGUCUCUGGGAUGUCCACCAACACCGUUCUGAGGAGUCUGCAGCCAGACACAGAGUACAAGGUGACGGUGGUCCCCGUGUACGCGGACGUGGAAGGAAAGCGCCAGUCGGAAAAUGGAAAGACGAAGGCCUUGGGUGGGGUGAAGAACCUGAAGGUGACCGACCCCACCACCAGCUCCCUGAAGGUGCGCUGGGAGCCCGCCGAGGGCAACGUGCGCCAGUACCGCCUCUUCUACGUGGUGUCCUCUGGCGGCGCGGAGGAAAUGGAACAAGUGUCCGGGGGCACGACUAGCACCAUCUUGAGGAAUCUGUUGUCCAACACGCCCUACACGGUCACCGUGGUACCGGUCUACCCUGAGGGAGAAGGCCUGCGGCAGUCUGAUAACGGAAAGACACUUCCGCGCACGCCGCCCAAGAAUAUCCAGGUGUACAACCCCACCCCCAACAGCCUGAACGUGCGCUGGGAGCCCGCCUCGGGGCAGGUGCAGCAGUACCGGGUCAUCUACGCCCCCUUGACCGGAGCCAAACCCGCCGAGUCGGUCCUGGUUCCUGGGAACAUCAACAACGCAUUCUUGGACUUGCUCAUUCCGGACACCCCCUAUUCCGUCAGCGUGCUGGCUCUGUAUUCGGACGGGGAGGGGCACCCGGUGAAAGACAGCGGCAAAACCCUGCCCCGUGGUGGCCCUCGGAACCUGCGUGUGUUCGAUGCCACCACCAGCACCCUGACCAUCGGCUGGGACCACGCGGAGGGCCCCGUGCAGCAGUAUAAGAUAGGCUACGCCCCCAUGACAGGAGACCCCAUCACUGAGUUUACCUUCGUCCCCGGGAACAGGAACAACGCCUUGCUCCCGAAUCUGCUCCCAGACACCCCCUACAACAUCACUGUGGAGGCCAUCUACGCUGAGGGCCCGGGCGGUUCACUGAAUGGAAACGGACGCACGGUGGGCCUGCUGGACCCCAGGAACCUGCGCGUCUCGGACGAGUGGUACACCCGCUUCCGUGUGGCCUGGGACGCCGUGCCCGCGCCUGUCCUCGGAUACAGGCUGUCCUACCAGCCCGCAGAUAAGGACGAGAGCCUGGAUGUGUUUGUGGGCGACGUGACGUCCUACACCCUGCAGAACCUGCUUCCAGGCACCCCCUACGAUGUCAAGGUGACGGCCCAGUACACGGGCGGCACGAGCGGGGCUCUCAUCGGACAGGGCACGACACUCUACCUCAACGUGACCAACCUGGAGACGUACGACGUGGGCUUCGACAAGUUCUGCAUCAAGUGGAAUCCCCACAGGGCUGCCACGUCCUACAGGAUCAAGCUCAACCCUCUGCUCGCCUCCAGCAAGGGCCAGCAGGAGAUCACCAUCACCGCAGCCCAGAGCCACUAUUGCUUCGACGGCCUCUCGCCCGACGCCCUCUACAGUGCCACGGUGUUCGUCCAGACCCCCAACCUGGAGGGCCCCGGGGUCAGCAUCAAGGAGAGAACACUGGUCAAGCCUACCCCGUCCCCAACUACCCCACCAACUCCUCCUCCUCCUCCCACCAUCCCCCCAGGAUGGGCUGUGUGCAAAGGUGCCAAGGCAGACGUGGUGUUCGUCAUCGACGGCUCGUGGAGCAUCGGUGACGACAGCUUCAGCAAAGUGGUGCAGUUCGUCUUCAGCAUGAUUGGAGCUUUCGAUGUCAUCGGGCCCUCAGGAAUGCAGGUGUCAUUUGUGCAGUACAGUGAUGACUCUCAGACAGAGUUCAGGCUGAACUCCUACCAGGACAAGGGCGACGCCCUCGCUGCGCUGCAGCUCAUUCGCUACAAAGGAGGAAACACCAAAACGGGUGUCGCCCUGAAGCAUGUGUAUGAGAAGGUGUUCGCCCCGAACAAUGGCAUGAGAAGGAACGUUCCCAAGGUGGUCGUCGCCAUCACGGACGGUCGCUCGCAAGACGAGGUGAAGAAGAACGCCGCCAAGCUGCAGCACGCCGGGUACAGUGUGUUUGUGGUCGGAGUGGCUGAUGUGGAUUACGCCGAACUGCAGAACAUUGGCAGCAAGCCAAGUGACAGACACAUCUUCGUGGUGGAUGACUUUGACGCCUUCGCCACCAUCCAGGACAACCUGGUGACUUUCAUCUGCGAAACCGCAACAUCGACUUGUCCAUUGAUUUACCUGAAUGGAUUCACAUCGCCAGGCUUCAGAAUGCUGGAGGCAUUUAACCUGACAGAGAAGACCUAUGGCUCUAUCCAGGGAGUGUCCAUGGAGCCUGGCUCUUUCAACAGCUACACGGCCUACAGACUCCACAAGAACGCUUUCCUCAACCAGCCCACGACGGAGAUCCACCCAGACGGGCUACCUCACUCCUACACCAUCAUCAUGAUGUUCCGCCUGCUGCCAGACACGCCCAGCGAGGCCUUCGACAUCUGGCAGGUGUCGAGCAAGGACCAUAAACCCGAGACUGGUGUCACCAUCAAUCCUGGAAGCCAAACGGUAUCGUUCUAUAACAAGGACACACGUGGUGAGAUCCAGAGGGUCACGUUUGACAGCGACCCUGUGAAGAGGAUCUUCCAUGGAAGCUUCCACAAGGUCCACAUCCUGGUCUCCCCCACCAGCGUCAAGCUAAACCUCGACUGUCAAGAGGUGGCCACCAAAGAGAUUAAGGAAGGCGGAAACACGUCUGCUGAUGGAUAUCAAGUUCUGGGCAAAAUGUCCAAGUCCAUUGGGUCCAAAGGCGAAUCUGCAACUUUCCAGCUCCAGAUGUUCGAUAUUGUCUGCACCCUGGGCUGGACGAGCAGAGACAGAUGUUGUGAUCUCCCCUCCAUGAGAGAUGAGGCCAAGUGCCCAUCCCUCCCCAAUUCCUGCACCUGCAUCGUAGACAGCGCGGGACCCCCGGGCCCCAUGGGACCAGUGGGCUCACCCGGUAGCAAAGGUCCUCGGGGUGAAAGAGGAGAUUCUGGCGCUGUGGGUCCAAUGGGGCCGCGUGGGGAUGUGGGACAACCAGGACCUUUGGGUCUGCCGGGCCCUCAAGGGCCAAGCGGCAUGUCUAUUCCUGGAGAAAUUGGUCGACCCGGACCAAAGGGAGAAGCUGGUGACUCGGGCCUACCUGGGCAGAAAGGUCCACCUGGGCCUGCUGGUGCGAUAGGCCCAAUUGGACCAGCUGGACCAAGGGGACCCCAAGGAAAGGAGGGAUCCACAGGACCCAGAGGCCAAACAGGACCGAUGGGACCUCCCGGAUCUCCUGGAAACACUGGGACUGCAGGCCAACCCGGACAACCUGGGGACACUGGACCCUCCGGGGGCGUAGGUGCAAAGGGAGACAAAGGAGAGAGAGGCGAUUUUGCUCCUCAGAACAUGAUGCGGUCCAUCGCCAGACAAGUCUGCGAGCAGCUAGUGAAUGGGCAAAUGAGUCGAGUCAAUCAAAUGCUGAACCAGAUUCCCAACGGUUACCGCAGCAGCAACAACCCAGGUCCCCCUGGACCCCCUGGCCCCUCCGGCAGUCAGGGACCCCGUGGAGAACCAGGACAAACGGGACGGAACGGCUUCCCUGGAAGUCCCGGUCAACCUGGCCUAAUGGGAGAGAGAGGCUCCGCAGGAGAAAAGGGUGACCGAGGAACCCCAGGAGCUGGACAGCGAGGACAGAGAGGACCACCCGGCCCACAAGGCGAGUCUCGGACAGGACCUCCAGGCCCCGCAGGUCCCUCUGGGGCCCGAGGGCCUCCUGGCCGCCAGGGCUUCGCUGGAAUUAGGGGGCCCCCUGGCCCCUCUGGUUACUGUGAUUCCUCUCAGUGUGUCGGCAUCCCUUACAACGGACAAGGAUACAGAGGUUCACCGUAGUAAACUUUCUAAAUGGCCUGUGAUGCUUUCACUUUGAAUUCCUGAGACAAGUUCCUGUUACUGAGAGGCUUGCUCACACGCUCUAAAGCUGUUUGAGGAUAACCACCACGGAAAUGAUUAACAAACUAUGUUGAAACAAACCCCAUCAGAGGACUGGUACUAACACCAACUUAGAGCAUCUAGAACACACAAGCAACGGUGAUGGCAGCAAAAGUAGUGGCCUGUUUGCAUCUUGAAGCCAAAGAACCAACAAAAGACCUUCUAUGGGGGUGGAGGAGCAUGUAAAAAACACACAAACAACCAAUACUAACAAGGUGGAACAAAACAACAACAGCGACAGCACCAGCAACUUUCUUUCCAUAGUUGACUUAGUUUCCUCUGAGGUGUUUUUACCUGUAAAUAAACUAAUGGUGCCUUGUAAAUGAUAUUUGAGUCACAUCCACUAAAUUUAGUUUAACACCUGUAGUACGCUUGUGCCUUGUAACCUACUGCUUGCUGAAUGCCAACACGAAUGCCUCUUUUCCUUCUGAGUGGAACCAUACCAUAAGUGUGACCAUACCUUGUUUCCCCCACAAGGGUUAGACCACAGACCACUCAGGGCCAUUUAGAACCACAUGUUUUCCCUUGUUUCCUUGUCCCUUGUUGUUUUUACACGGUAGAAGAACCAGAAGGUUGGCUUUCUUUAUGUCUCAGUUCUCCUGUUAUGCUAUAGCAGUAGUAGUACUCAUCUCCCAAUACCAGCUGCACCUCUGUAGUUUGAGAGGAUGAACAUCACUGUCCUAGGCUGGUGGUUGCAUUUAUGUGUGCAUUUCUUCAAUAGUUGAAUGGGUUGCCACCACACAAUAAUGUCACCAGUGUUUUUCACAUAGUAAUACAUGCAUCAAACAGAGAUGGAAAAUGCACUGAACUGUUUACAAUCCAUUUCUAUCAGUGUCAUCUGUUUUAUCAUUACCAUUCAGCCAUAUUUUUCAAGUUUGAUAGGUUGUAAUUACAAAGCUCAUCUUGUGCACAGUGAAACAUACAUUUAUGUUCAAUUGGCCAACAACUAUUUCCAACCAGACCCAUACCCAUCUGAACCCGAAACCCACGUAGUCCCAAUCCAAGAGGAAGAGGAGUUCUCACAAAAUGAGCGUCGAAAGAGGUCACUAUCAAGAAAGGAGUCCAAACGGAUAGCAUCAUAAGAAAGGAUGUUCUUUCUUUUUUUUUCUUGAUUUGUUUGUUGUUGCUGUGUUCACAUAUGCAUACAAUUAAGGGCCGUGCACAUUCUCACACUUAAAAGGGGUUUGAUACCUCUUCUUUAUUAGGAAGUACCUUAGAGCAUAUGCAAGUUCAUUCUUUUGUGGCGGGAGAGGGACCAAAAAGCUUAGAAUAGUCUACAGGAAUCUGUGAUCUUGCUUUCUUUCUUCCUAUUGUGCAUUUUGCUUGUAACAUAUCAGCGUUAACUGUUUAUCCACUCCCAGUGUCAGACAAUGCACUCUUCCUGACUAAUUCCAACUCUUUGUAAGCAUUGGAGAAAAGAAAAGGUUUGUUUAAUUCAUAGUAUUGGGAUAUCCAAGUUGAAACCAAUGUGUUAUCAAUCCCAUUUCAUCCAGUAUGUCUGAUUAUAACUACAAGUCUUUUUUAAUAAUUGUUUUCAUAGUUUUGCCUUCAUUCUAACUUAAAUAAUGGCCUAUUGUUCAGCGUCUACCAAGAUGUUUCCAAUUGAGUACUGCAGUUAAACAUGGCUUCCAUUUUUUUUUUUUUUCUCUAGACAAAAUAUUUAUCAGUUUCCUAUAUCAAGUCACAGCUGAUUUUACCAAAGGUGGAAUUGCAUGUCUGUGGUGUAUAUUUAGUAAAUGUUUUAAUCAGAAUAUAGUUGUUGGCAUUGUUGUCUUAUCAGUAUCUAAUGCAGUUUGAAUUUGUAUGCAAAACUAUGGAUAUGGUAUUGCUGCGUCAUGUUUUAACUGCAGAUCGUGAAUUCCACAGCCUUAUUUUCUUAUUUAUUUCUGAAACAAAAGAGGCAUUUUUCAAUAAAACUACUGAAAAUUUGAACCUGG